Parus major (Great Tit) is the source of this 1786-nucleotide messenger RNA. It is a transcript of the gene SZRD1, whose product is annotated as SUZ RNA binding domain containing 1. The coding region runs from base 960 to 1340 and encodes 126 amino acids. The transcript is spliced from 3 exons. NCBI's taxonomy places the organism in Eukaryota, Metazoa, Chordata, Aves, Passeriformes, Paridae. The record is from RefSeq and is a predicted model, not a curated record.
CGCGGCGCUGCCUGAGGAGGCGGCGGGACGCGUCCGGCGGUGCGGCCGCCCCGCGGCGCUGCUAGGCCUCUUAAAGGGACCGCGGCCUCUCUCGGCGUGGGGAGACUGCGGGCCGCCCCCAGCCCCGCUGCUCGCCCGUUCUUCGGUCCCACAUCAGGUCCCUCCUUGGAGCAGCUCCCUGCCCGUUCUCCGUGUGCUCCUCGGUGUGCGAACCGCAGCUGGGCUCGGCAGGGCUGCGGCAGCGGGGGCUCAGCGGGGUCGCGGCCCAGCCCCGCCCCGCACAAGGCUCCGGUGCCCGGGGGGGUGAAGCAGGAGGGGGAGGGCGGCGAGCAGAACCGAAAUGUGCGUGCCCAGCGUGGUGGUGAUCCCUGCGGGGCUCUGGGGACAGAGCGGGGCUGCGGGCGAGCACCAGAACGCCUUUUCCCCCUUGAUCGGAGCGUGCUCGGGCAGAACGGGGAGAGUCCGAGCUGGGUCCCCGCUCCAAGAGCGGCUCAGGAGCUGGAAUUGGCAUCGUGUCUGUCACGCUGAGAGACCCCGAGGAUCUGUGUGUGCUGUGCUUGCAAAUACAGGGACUGUUUUAGCAGGAGUGUGGGCGGGUGCUCUGCGGGGUGUUCGCAGGGAAAGGAAACUCCGCCAGGAAAACUCUGCUUUUAAUGAGUUCCCCGGGCUCCUUGAGGAUCAGAGGGCAGAAGGAGCUCCGGACAGGGCCUCGCUGAGGAUUCUGAACGGGACUGUGGGCAAGGGAUUGGGUUACACCUGGCCAGAGCCGGGGGAGCAAAACAGAGCCUUGUAACUCAAUGCCCGAGAGGGGCCAGUGCCAGGCUGGCAGCGGAGCCGGGGGCUGUGCCCAGCCUCGUGCCCGGUGGUGGAGUUAAUUCCAGCGCUCUGAAACCGCUCCAUGAAGGGACACGGCUGGAGCCUCGGGACCUGAUGACUGUGGCCUUGAGUAAUGGUUUAAAAUGGUUCUGCUGCUCCAGUCCUGCCGUGCAGCAUCGUCCCAGUUUGUCCUUCCUGCUGGUACCUCUCAGGAAAUAGACAGACGGUUGGAAAAGAAGCUGAAGAUCACACAGAAGGAAAGCAGCAGAAAGUCCAAAUCUCCUCCCAAAGUGCCGAUUGUGAUCCAGGACGACAGCCUUCCCGCGGGACCCCCGCCCCAGAUCCGCAUCCUCAAGCGCCCCACGAGCAACGGCGUCCUCAGCACCCCCAACUCGGCCAGCCGCCCCGCCUUCCCCGUCAAAUCGCUGGCACAGCGCGAGGCCGAGUACGCCGAGGCCAGGAAACGCAUCCUGGGCAGCGCCAGCCCCGAGGAGGAGCAGGAGAAGCCCAUCCUGGACAGGUGAGAGCAGCCCCGUGGCUCCUGGGGGAUUCCUGCCCGGCGCUGCCGGGGAUGGGUGGGCUCCUUGGGGGACACAGGGAGAGCCUCAGCCGCGUGGGAGUGAGGGGAAGCGCCAUAAAUCCUGGAAUCAUUGAGGCUGGAAAAGUCCUCUGGGAUCACAGAGCCCAGCCAGUGACUGGCACUGCUGUGUUUGCCACUGAACGUGUCCCCAGGUGCCACAUCCGUGUGCCUUUGGGACACUUCCAGGGGUCCAGGCUUCUCUGUGCCAGGCCCUCACAGGGAGGAAUUCCUUCCCAACAUCCAAUCCAUUCCUGCCCUCUGGCAGUGGGAAUCUAUUCCCCCUUGGCCUCUUGUCCAGAGUCCCUCUGUCUUUCCUGCUGGUCCCUUCAGGCACAGCAAGGCCACGGUUGGGUCGCCCCAGGGGUUCUCUGUUGUAGGCUGAACAAUCCC